Porites evermanni is the source of this 3228-nucleotide messenger RNA. The record is from the annotation of a GenBank genome assembly. Lineage: Eukaryota; Metazoa; Cnidaria; Anthozoa; Scleractinia; Poritidae.
AUGCCGCUGAAUAUUAUUCGGGGCCUCUUCAGAGGUGCAACGCGUGGAGUAAUGACGGGCAAGAGGGGAAACAAGAACUUUUACAAAGGUAAACGCUCACUUAUUCUAAUUAAUGUGGUAAAGAUUAUAAACUCUUCCGAUCGGCGGAUGGCUGCGCUUUGCUCUUCUAGGCGGUAAUACCAGGCAGAAAAGACUGCAGGAAAGUAAUGGGCAAAAUAUUGGUGGCAGGGGAGCGCGUAAAUCUUGGGGUAAGGGGGCCAGGAGAGAAGCCCUCAUGGGGGGAGACAAGAUCAAGUGAUCACUAGUACCUGGGUGAGCCACCCCGGACAGGAACCCUGAUCAGUCUCCAGGGGGUGAGGCCUAUAUCCCCCAGUCACUAGGAACUAAGGGGAACCAGGAGUGGGGCGGGGGGGGUCCUCCUGGGUGGACUACAGAUCAGGUGAAACUGGGGUUCCACUCCCUGGAGUGGAUAUCUUGAAGGGAAAGCCUGAAUUACAGUUGUUUCACCACAAGUUGUUUUGAUGCAUCAUAAAUUUGAUUCACUGCAACCAACUUUUUGUAUUAAACAGCUAAAAACAAUUUAGGAUGAACUACAAAUGGGUAAUAACGAGUAAAGUCAGCAAAACGACUUUAUAACUUUGCGGGGAAUCCACUUCAUUAUACAGCGAAAUGACUUUGUAGUGACAUGAUCAUACUUUGUAAGCCUUACGUUGUGGUAAAGUGCAACCAGGGUUUGCACUUUAACUGCUUCUAUUGUGCGCAUUAAACUUCAUGCCUGCAUAAUAACUCAAUAAUUAUUCAAAUAUGCACAUUCCUGGAGAUUGUAAUACUUUUACAUCAGGGGAAAAGACCUCAAAGUCCUUGACUUCAUCUGCACAUGGCUAGAAGCUGUCAUUUUGCAUCAGGGACAGCAGCCUGCAAUGUGCUUGUUUUGGGCAUUUUUUUCUUUCUUUAUGGCCAGAUGGCUCCACUAGUGCCAAACAGCAUUUGUUGGCAAAAUGUCCAGGGACAAAUGGGCCAAUGGGAAUUAUGGGUGGCAAACAGUGAGAACUUAAAAGAGGGUUAAAUAAAGAAAUUGUUUUUCACUUUUUAUACUGUAGGCCGUGGGGUCAGACCUCCAGGUUAUCAUACAAGAAGAGGUAAGAUCAUGUCGGGGUUCCUGUGUUGUAAUGGCCCUUCUCUGUAGCUUGCUGCUCCUUCUGCCUUGUCAUGGACUGUACUAAUAAACUAAGAGGGAAAAAAGAGCAAUUUCAGCUGGAUUAUUCCUGUUCUGUUUUGUCUAUAUACUUGCCAAAAUGUUUUUGUGGAGAACCGAUUGUAUCUGAAGAUAUGUACAUGGAUUCCAAAGAGUUCUGAAGUUCAUAAGAAAUGGCUAUGACUCAGACAGACUUCUAAGAUUAUAAGAAAUUUGGGGGAAAGAACUGUCUUUCACAUGUACUUUUAGUUUCCUAUUGAUUCAAGAUUAUUUAUUUUACAUAUAUUUUGAGAACAGGUCUAAGCUGAGGUUUAAAAGCUCAAAUGUUUCUACCACCAGUGGCCCACUAAUGUGAGCUACCAUGACAACAAAGUUUACAGUGUACAGGCCAGAAGCUGUUGUUAAAAGUGUAUAAGACAUGAAAACAUUUUUUCUGCUUUUUUUUUUGGCUAAAAUUGAAGAAAUUUUUUAAAGCGAAACAUUUUUGAAGCACAUCAGCUUUUUAAAUUUCAUAACUAUGAACAGGUACUCUUUUACUUUUUAACAAUCCUGUGAACAACCACCUGCUUUUACUUCUGUACUGGACACAGAUGAUGUAAUACAAAGGACCUCUUAGUUUUCUGUUAAGGGUGUUUAAAUCUCUUUGGCACUGUGAGUCACAAUACGUCAGUCACUGGCAGCAACAGUCCUAUUCUGGACUAUGUUCAUGUGACAAUCAUGCUCAACCUACUGUUUGGUAUUGUUUCAUGGUUUUGUUUUUUUGUUUUACGUCAUCUGUAUGCUGUACAGGAAGUACAGAUGUAAAUGCUCAACCACCUGCAUGUAAGUCAUUCAAUUCGUUGCUUAAAACUCAGACUACACAUUGUUCUUAAAGAUCUUUUCCUCCUGGAUUGCAAAUUACCUCUGUAGCACUUUGCAUCAGUGGAAUUAUAUCUUUUUUUAGGUGGAUACAGAAUUGUUUACAAGAAAGUGCCAGAGUUUAUUGUCCCAGAUUUGACAGGCUUUGAGGUAAUUCAGUUAUAUUAAAGCAGAGGUAUUUCCAGGGCAAAUUCUAUCAUCAGGGGUGAAGAAAUUAAAGACAGGGGAAGAAGAUAUUGGUCAUAUGCGUCAUCUUAACGUGAAUGUAAAAACCAGUGGUUAAACGUUUUAGAACGUUGGUAUCUUUUAGCGGUUAAUGCACCCAGAUUGGUCCCUUUAAGGGUUUACCUUCCACAUCCCAAAAGUGACCAACAUCAAUUUCUCCUAACAACGUAAUUACAAAAUCAAUGGAAAAGGUUACGGCAAUUGUCAUGAGUAAAUUAUAACUAAAGGGAAAAUGCUUUGAUCUUUGAUCAACUUCUCUCAACUAAUUUUUCUGUGGGAAUGGCUGGAGAUCAGUCUGGAAUGGAGUUUUUUGCACGUUCAUAUUGUGGCUUUGUAAGUUAAAACAAGGAAAAAAGCCCAGGAGGCAAGGUUGAAUUCAAUGUUCCAACUAGCAGCCCUGUCCCCCAGGGGGUACUCCACAUUUUAAAUGAUGCAGAUGAUCGAUUUUUGGUGGUUUGAAAUUUUUGAUCCCGGGAUUUUUUUGGGUGGGAAAAUGUGGCUGGAAUUUUUUUUCGUGGCUUGAUUUAAGUAGGGAUUUUUUAUUCAAAACAAUCUGAAGAUUCGUGGUAGUGCCAGCAUAUCCCGGCCGCCUAGUUUUUGUUGUUUUCCAUGUUAUAUCAUUUAAUGCUUUCUGGAAAGUUUAAAGGCUCGGAAAUUCAGCAUGGUUUUUUUUGUAGUUUAACUUUGGUCCAGGGAUUUUUUAAGGUCUCGUUGGAAGCCCAAUGGAUUUUUCCCCCUACCAAAGAAUUCCUGAUUCUAGCAUACUAGUAGUCAAGCCAGUCUUUCACGUCUUUACUAUAUCAUAAUUUUUCCCUUUCUUUGGUUCUUAGUUGAAACCAUAUGUUUCCUACAAGUCGCCAAAAGUGGAAAUCCCUCCACCAACAGCUGAAAGUCUCUUGACAAGCAUAAAAGAGAACAUUCAUUUACUGAAGUACAGAGAAACACCGUAA